Coccomyxa subellipsoidea C-169 is the source of this 1214-nucleotide messenger RNA. RefSeq names its product catalytic/ hydrolase/ zinc ion binding protein. The transcript is spliced from 8 exons. Bases 201 to 794 code for a protein of 197 amino acids. Gene Ontology annotation, biological process: tRNA wobble adenosine to inosine editing. Lineage: Eukaryota; Viridiplantae; Chlorophyta; Trebouxiophyceae; Coccomyxaceae. The record is from RefSeq and is a predicted model, not a curated record. Gene Ontology annotation, molecular function: zinc ion binding; tRNA-specific adenosine-34 deaminase activity.
GCGGCUUGCAAUCGAUUAGGAGCAGUCAUCUGAUUAUACCACGGUCUUCUGAGCUACGGUUGCUUGGUUGCUUCCAUCAACAGUUCUGCCUGUCUCCUGAGAGUAGUUAAGGAAUUGAAGCUCGAUGCAAUCCUUUUUUGAAUCAAAACUAUUCUAACUGAAUAUCUCACAAGGGCUGAUGCCUAAAUUGCAUUCUUGAGAUGGAACCUGAAGAAGCUUUUACUGAGAAUGAUCGGCACUUCAUGUUACUAGCGUUCGAGGAGGCCAGAGGAGCAUUGGCUCGCGGCGAAGUCCCAAUAGGGUGCAUCAUCGUCCAGGAUGAUGAGGUCAUAGCAGCAGGGAGCAAUCUCACAAAUGAAUCAAGGAAUGCCACAAGGCAUGCAGAGAUGGAUGCUGUUGACAAAAUUUUUGCAAACAUUGCCGGCCCUGAUCGCAAUCAUGCAUUUGAAAGGUGCCGGCUGUUUGUCACUUGCGAGCCUUGCAUCAUGUGUGCUGGCGCGCUGAGCCUGCUGCGCUUUGCUCAGGUUGUGUAUGGGUGCAGAAAUGACAGAUUCGGUGGCUGCGGCUCAAUCUUGUCCAUCCACGAGAAUGGAUGUGGGGGCUGUGGAGGGGAUACCACGGUGCCUGGUUUCAAGCUGCGGUGUAGGGGAGGACUCAUGGCUGAGGAGGCGGUCACCCUGCUCAAAGAGUUCUAUGCCACAGGCAACCCAAAGGCCCCAAAACCGCAUCGCCCUCUAGCACCCGUCAGCAAGGGCACUCCAGAUGCCGGCACAGUGACAGCCGGCCGAGCUUGAGCGUGCGCGUCGAGGCCAGCCCUGAAGCAUGCUGGACAGUAGUUUUCAGUUGACGCUGCAAGGUCCAGAUCCAAUUGGGACCCCAAUCGCGCCACAAGAAUGUCCAGAGAGCUGCCAAAGAACUCCUUACGUUGACGCAUCAGGAACUUUCUAAUAGAUGGGACCGGUUUCGGCCAAAAGAUCCUACUAUGUUGAAUUGGAGAAGCAGCGAGCCACCAGCUUGUGCCAGCAGUGUAAUAACAGAUGCUUGCGCUAAUGCUGCUCUCCAGCAGCAGCACAUCUGAGCUCUAGAUGUCUCGACCUGAAACAUGUGCUGUGCGAUGAUCGCAUUGUGAUCUUGUCUGCAUGCAGCAACUUUUCUGCUCUUCAAGCAGUAUAGCGCUCUAAUGGAAGGCACAGACUUCUGUAAAGCAUCCCCAU